Camponotus floridanus (Florida carpenter ant) is the source of this 3138-nucleotide messenger RNA. It is a transcript of the gene nmo, whose product is annotated as serine/threonine-protein kinase NLK. Lineage: Eukaryota; Metazoa; Arthropoda; Insecta; Hymenoptera; Formicidae. Bases 1263 to 2690 code for a protein of 475 amino acids. Gene Ontology annotation, biological process: intracellular signal transduction; protein phosphorylation. The transcript is spliced from 10 exons. Gene Ontology annotation, cellular component: cytoplasm; nucleus. The record is from RefSeq and is a predicted model, not a curated record. Gene Ontology annotation, molecular function: MAP kinase activity; ATP binding.
GCCUUGACUGCGAGCAGACGUGCGCAUCGUCGGCGGAGCGCGGCUCGAUCUCCCGUCGCGGCUACGCGAAAGACUCUCCUUUUUUUUUCCCCUCCCUCUCUGUCUAUCUGUGUGUAUGUGUGUGUCUCUCUCUCUCUUUCUCUUUCUCCCUCCCUCUCUGUUUUAUCCGUCUCUCGGCUAUCUGUCACUCGGUCCCGCGGCGUGUAUCGCGCGUGUCGUCAACUCGGCGAGAACGUUCCUCGCGUGUGUACCUGGUGCUCCGUGCUUCUGUGCUUACGAGUUUUUUUGCUCCGCGAGGAGGCGAUACCGCGCACGGUGGCGGUGGCGGGGCCGUGCGUGCGUGCGUGCGUGACCCAUCGAGAGAGAGAAUAUCGUUCCGUGCAUUGGCACGAACAUAGCGGUGGACUCGUCGACGUCGGAGGCGUCGUGGUGAUUGUGUCUGCAACUGCGGUCGCGGCUCCACGUUUCCUCGCGUUAUCCCCUAGGAACGAGCGCUGCUUCCCAUCGCUUCGUCGCCUAUCCCUGAUCUCGUAUCCUCCCCAGGGAGCAGCCCCCGUUAACGCGGUUAUGAGGCCCGCCGCCGAGUGCAAUUGACGGACGCGCGACGAGACGGAGAGAGUGGUGGGGCGGGCCGUGAUUGGAGUAUGUACAUAUAGUGCAACGGUGGAUGUGUGUGUACGUGUGUGCGCGUAUGCGUACUUACGUACGUACGUACGUGCGUGCGUGCGUGCAUGCAUGCAUGCGUGCGUCAAACAUAACCUAAGUGUCGCUAAGCGCGCUAAGUGCCGUUCGCUGUCGCGUUCGUGAUAUCGGACGUGACGUAUCUAUCUAUCUAUCUAUCUAUAUAUAUACAUAUACACGUAUAUUAUCGAGGGCACAGUCGGAGGGGCUCGAACGUGGGAUUAGAGAUCGAACAGGCACGGUGACAAUAAGGGUGCCCUUGUCAACGGGGAGAUACGUCAUCGCUUAUCGCACGAUAAAGGACGCCGUUUUCCGCGCGCACAGCUGAUUCGAGGACGAGCGAACGAGAAGAGAAGAAGCAGCAUAGGUAGCGGACGGUCCUCUCCUUGGACGAGGCGAGGGAAGGAAGAAAGAGAGGGAGAGAGAAAGGAGGAAGGAAAUUAUGCCGAUCGCGUGAUAUCGCUCGAUCAUCGGUAUCGUCGAUCGGAACGCGGCUCAAACGAUAACGGUGGCUCGCUUCAUCGAAGGGACGAGGGGGCCGUGAAGUGGGGGAGGGGGUGGCCGGGCCAGCAAGUGCUUUGAUGGCAGUGGUCGGGCCCAGCCGGCACUCGCGGGUGUCCAUGAGCGUGUCCAUACCGCUGAUGCAGGGCGGCGGGGCGGGGGCGACCGGCGCCGGCGGCGGCGGCGCCGGUGCCGCCGCCGCCGGGGCCCAUCCGGGCCAGGCGGUCCUCGCCGCCGCCGCCGCCGCCGCGGCCGCGGCCCAGGCGGCGCCCCCCACUUACUACCACCCCGCGGCGCCCGCACCCCCGCCCCCGCCGCCUGCCCAGGAUCCCGUCCAGCCGGACCGACCCAUCGGUUACGGGGCCUUCGGCGUCGUCUGGGCUGUCACGGAUCCAAGGGAUGGCAGGAGAGUAGCCUUAAAAAAACUGCCGAACGUCUUUCAAAGUCUCGUAAGCAGCAAGCGAGUCUUCAGGGAACUGAAAAUGCUUUGCUUCUUCAAACACGAUAACGUACUUUCCGCGCUGGACAUCCUUCAGCCGCCACAUCUGGACUUCUUCCAAGAGAUAUAUGUGAUCACCGAACUGCUCCAGAGCGACCUGCACAAGAUCAUCGUGAGCCCACAGCAUCUCAGCCCGGACCACAUCAAGGUCUUCCUUUAUCAGAUCCUACGAGGCCUCAAGUAUCUUCACUCGGCCCAGAUCCUUCACAGGGAUAUCAAGCCCGGGAAUCUCCUAGUGAACAGCAAUUGUGUACUAAAAAUCUGUGAUUUCGGAUUGGCGCGGGUGGCGGAGCCUGACCAGAACGUGCACAUGACCCAGGAAGUCGUGACGCAGUAUUAUCGCGCACCGGAAAUCUUGAUGGGCGCGCGACACUACACCGCGGCGGUGGACGUUUGGAGUGUCGGCUGCAUCUUCGGCGAGCUGCUACGUCGGCGGAUCCUCUUCCAGGCCCAAAGCCCCGUGCAACAGCUCGAGUUAAUUACGGAACUGCUGGGCUCGCCUACUCUUGAGGAGAUGAGGUAUGCAUGCGAGGGUGCGAAGUCUCACAUGAUGAGAAGGGCGCACAAGCCGCCAUCGCUCGCGACUUUGUAUAAUCUCAGCAGCCAGGCGACACACGAGGCCGUCCAUUUGCUUUGCCAGAUGCUAGUCUUCGAUCCCGAUAAGAGGAUCACCGUGGUGAACGCCCUGGCGCAUCCUUACCUGGACGAGGGACGGUUGCGGUAUCAUUCGUGCAUGUGCACAUGCUGCUACACGACAAGCGCAGGAAUGAGACAGUACAGGGUGGAUUUCGAGCCUUCGGCCGCUCAUCCGUUUGACGAUCUCUGGGAGCGAAAGCUUACGAGCGUGCAGCAAGUGAAAGAGGAGAUGCACAAAUUUAUAGCGGAGCAGCUCAACACAACGCGAGUGCCGCUCUGCAUAAAUCCGCAAUCCGCGGCUUUCAAGAGCUUCGCAAGCUCCACGGUGGCUCACCCCUCGGAAUUGCCACCCUCUCCACACCAGUGGGAAUAAAAAGUCUUCCCCGUUCCCCGGUCCCCAAGAUAGAGACCAUUGGACCCGAGGGUGACGACUUGGCGUCGCGCUCCGAGAAGAAAGGACGAUCUUCCGACCGGAAGAUAGUAAGUCGCCGAUAACAGGAAGAAAGAAGAAGAGGAAGAGGGAAGAGGGGGGGACUGGAAGCUGCGGAGAGAAGAGCCAAGAGAGACAAUAGACUGCCGCACAUUGUAGCCUCAAUUUUCGACUAGCCGAUACAUAUACAUGCGCGAGAUAUCGCAUAGCGAUGCGUAGAAAAAUGCCAGAGAAAUUUCGGGCCAUGGAAAUUUGUGAUUUAUCUCGAGAAUAUAUUUUUUUUCCAAGCAACUUGGAAAUUAUUUGAUUUUAUUCUUAAAGUGUGUGGAAUUUUUCGUCCGAGAACUUAAUAAUUUUAGAAGUGUUAGGAGAAGUAUUUUAAUUAAAUAAA